CUCGCUCUCUCUCUCUCUCAGAAUCGUCGUAGUUUACAAAAUCUUACCUCAGCUAAUUAAUAUAUAAUCAAGGAACUUACAUAAAGAGAAUCACCAACUAGAACGAUGAAUGAUGUGGGGCGAGAGAAUUGGCACUUAAUCCACUGCCCGUCAGCUUUGUUCUUCACUUCCAGUCCGUCCACUCCAUUUUGGUACAAUAUGGUGAUCAUGUCCUUGUCAGUGUGGGGAUGCAUUCCUUGUUCUUCGUCACACGUCUGAGCCGCUUUAUAUUUCAUCAUCCUCAGCAGGUAAAUUGUGGACUUGAGGUGUUCAUCCACGUACUUCUCGAGCCCAAAGCUCUCGACGAUCAUUCUCCUUACCAUUUGAUCAAGUAC
Molecule: messenger RNA, 374 nt
Organism: Linum tenue
Lineage: Eukaryota; Viridiplantae; Streptophyta; Magnoliopsida; Malpighiales; Linaceae
Source: the annotation of a GenBank genome assembly